ACGGCUCUCCUCAUCAUACACAGCCAGUACGGAUAUCGCGACAUUGCGGCAUGGGGAGACGGUGCCUCCAAUCCUGGCUACGAGAGCAACGUUUCCAAUCUCAUUGCCAAGUUCCGCAGCAUAUUUGCGGCUACUCCCCAGGGCGAGAGGCCAAUCAUUAUCCACGUCCAAUUUAAGACGGUAUGGACCGAUUCCCCCCUCUUCACAGGCAAACCUAAUGGUCCGCCUACGCCACCCAAACCAGACGAUCCUCCUCGUCCACCUUCAGACGAGAUCCUUAUGACGUCUCACGGACACAGCGUUUUUAUCAAUACUCCCCUAGAGUUUCUGUUGAAUAAGAAAGGCAUUAAAACGCUUCUCAUUGCUGGGAUUCCAACAGAUUACGCUGUUAGUACCGCUGUGCGCUCAGCACAGAAUCUUGCCUUGACUGGGAAGUGGGGAGGCCGGGGUAAUAUGGAGGACAACAAUGAAGGUGAUAAUGGUGAGCUUGCCGUUGACAUGCCCCGGAUCAUCCUUGUUCACGAUGCUACAAGGGCAUUUGGCAAGGGAGGAGUGGAUGCCGAAACGGUCCAUCGUGUGCAUGUAGAAAGCUUAAAGGAAUUUGCUGAAGUGCGAAGUGCUCAUGAAGUAAUCAGCGCAUUGGGUCAA
This is a messenger RNA of Trichoderma virens Gv29-8, 648 nucleotides long. RefSeq lists its product as uncharacterized. The record is from RefSeq and is a predicted model, not a curated record. NCBI's taxonomy places the organism in Eukaryota, Fungi, Ascomycota, Sordariomycetes, Hypocreales, Hypocreaceae. The transcript has 3 exons. The annotation marks the transcript as partial.